AUGAUAUUGGGACACAUGUCAUAUGAUGUUAUAGGAGCCCAGAUUCUUCAAACUGGGAUCCCAGCAUCCAAAGCUAACCUCAUUGCCACAACAGAGGUUUCUAUUGCAAGCCUGGCAGAGUCUAUAAUGCUAGGAGUUGCAAUACUUGCAAAUGAUUCAAGACAUUUUGGAUUUCUGGCAAUGUUGUCCCUUCUGUCUGUAGUUGGUGCAGCAUAUUUGUUCUGUAAGUGGUUAAUGAAUGCUACAGAUGCACAAAGAAGUCUACUCUCUUUGAUCCUCAGUUUUGAGUCCUCA
This is a messenger RNA of Thlaspi arvense, 294 nucleotides long. The record is from the annotation of a GenBank genome assembly. Lineage: Eukaryota; Viridiplantae; Streptophyta; Magnoliopsida; Brassicales; Brassicaceae.